AGAAGCUAUCUCAAUUCAGAUAUAAUAAUAAAUUAUAAAAAAUUGUCAUUCGAAUGUGCGGUUAAAACGAAUGUAAACAGAUGCCAACAAUGCAAGAAGCCGUGUUUGAAUUGAAGUGUGCCUCUCAGAAUUAUCACUGGGGAAAGAUUGGGAAGGACAGUGAAGUGGCUAGUCUACUUAGUAGUGGCAAUUCAAGUUUUGUUGUGGAAGAUCAAACUAGAUAUGCUGAGUUAUGGAUGGGAACACACCCAAGCGGACCUUCAGUGAUUGUGAUACCAGGAAAACCUAGCAAGCCACUGAGUGAAUGGGUGUCGGAAAAUCCAGACAAGUUAGGGAACUCUGUCAAGGAGAAGUUUGGUGGUUCUCUUCCCUUCCUCUUUAAAGUGCUCUCAGUUGACAAGUCUUUGUCUAUACAGGCACAUCCUAACAAGAGCCAUGCUGAAGAGUUACAUAGAAGAGACCCUAAGAAUUACAAGGAUCCAAACCAUAAACCUGAAAUGGCUAUUGCUCUGACAGACUUCACUGGCCUGUGUGGUUUUCGUCCUAUCGCAGAGAUAGCACAGUUUAUCAAAGAAAUCCCAGAGCUGAAAGCUGUGAUUGGACAGGAGAAUGGUAACAAGCUUGUAUCAGCCAGCCAAUCAGACAAGAGCAGUGUACAUGAGGAAGCUUUGAGAGCAUCAUUCUCAGCUCUGAUGAGGCAGGACAGAGACAUUGUACAGACGGAACUGAAAAAACUUGUUGAUCGAGUAAAGUCCAUAGAGACCUCAGAAGGUGACAUAAGCAGUUAUGUGGGGGAUAUUUUACUGAAACUGGAUCGAGAAUUCCCUGGAGAUGUUGGAGGUUUUUCUAUAUAUUUCCUCAAUGUGAUGAGACUACAUAAAGGAGAUACAAUUUUCUUGGAAGCUAACCUUCCACAUGCCUAUCUUUCUGGAGAUUGUAUGGAAUGCAUGGCGUGUUCAGACAAUGUUGUGCGUGCUGGACUUACACCAAAAUUUAUUGAUACAGAGACACUCGUACAGAUGCUUAACUACAAUGGGAAACCUGCCCAGGAUAAUAUAUUCCAACCAUCAAGUGUGGAAGAAAAUGGAUGCAAUAUAAGAAAGUUUAAUCCUCCUAUACAGGACUUUGCUGUUACAGAAAUUAGAAUUCCUGCUGGUGUGAAGUGUACAAACCUCGCUGCCAUGAACAGUGCAAGCAUUGUGAUCUGUAUAAAGGGCACUGCAAGUCUUAACAACCAAUCAUUGACACAGUCCAUACAGGUGCAGCGUGGGACUGUUCUGUUUAUAUCAGCCAAUGAGGAAACUGCUUUACAGAUGUCCUCAGAAAAUGGGAUGCUGUUAUACAGGGCACAUGCCGGCUGUUAGCUUCAGUUCGAAAUGAAAUUAUGACCUAGGAUAAUGCAUUUAUAUGUGUCUUCCAUUUUUAUGUAAUGAUUCCAUUUUCUUUAACUGCAUAAUAGUGACUGUGUUAAACAUAUGUAAGAAAGAUACAACAAUAAGUGAGAGGUUUAUAUAUAAUUCUAACACGAUCCACAGCAAUUGCUGUAUAAACAUACAGCGAAAUCGCCUAUACAUGAAUCUACGAUAAAAUAUGGUUGGCUGUUACAUUUCACCCCCUACGACUGUGACAUAAGAGAUUCUACUUCUGUUCCCUUACAUACGAAAUAUUUCAGGGCCAAAUGGUUGAAAAGAACAUUUAAAAAAUAUAAUUAUGAUAAAAAGUCAUAUUGACUUAUGUGUAGGACCGUAAAACACGUUUUGAUCUCUACGAGCGAAUUCAAUUAGCCCAAUUAUGAUUCAGCGGUGACGUCAUAAAUGUAUGACAUAAAUUAUGAGGUCAUAAUGAUGUGACGUCAUAUAAAAGUUAAGCUUGUAACUCAUAAUAUAGGGUCAACUAACCUUAUUUGAUUAUUCUGUUCAUAAAUAAUUUGCAAGCUGUUAGAUAACUAGUUUAUAAAUACUUCUCAAAAUUCUAAUAAAAAAUGAACAAAUAUCUAUACAUUCCGUUGGCUAUGCAACACUUCCUAACCAUGGGAGUAAAUUGUAACUGCAUAUGAUCCGAAUGACGCAUUACGCUGAACAUGUAGUACUGUAAAAUGCGAAUUAUUUGCGUUGUUAGAAUCGAAAUAAUAAAUCUGUUCCAAUAAUUUUAUAAGUUAAUAAAAUAUGAGCAGUCGUUCGGAUGCGGAUAAUUACAUCACUCGUGCUACGCACUCGUGAUUUAAUUAUUACGCAUCCAAACUCCUGCCCAUAUUUUAUUAACUGAUAAAAUAUAGGAACAGAUUUAUUAUUUCUUAAUUAAUUGACUGUAUGAUAUCAUGUCUAACUAUAAUCAGAAAUACUAACAUUAUUAGUCCCUUCUUUGACCUGAAUUACUACUUGAAAGUGUUUUGAUGUUCUGUUGAUCUACCUCUGUAUGAAGGAAUGUUCUUGAUUGCAUAAAAAGUUUAUGGAGUACUUUGAUUUAGUAGAAAAACUAAACAUCUAAAUUACCUACUCCAAGGUAGACUACUCCUGAUUUAUAACCAUUUCAGAAGUAUUGUUGAAAUGCUCAUUUAUGAAGAAAUCCUUUAACAUUGACAUAUUUUUUUGUUACCAGAUUAUUUAUUGUAUUAUGUUAAAUUAAGAUUUGUUGUGAAACUUAUGUUAAAUUAUACAUGUAGUUUAUUUUGUUACUGUUAUCUCAUGUUUCAUAUUUAAGAUAUUGUUAUUUCCCGACAAUUAUGCAGGGUUUUACAUUUACAACAUUUACUGAAAUAUAUGGUAUUUUUGCAUGCCACACAGGAUUUUCACAUAUUUUUUUGAUGCAGUAAACUGUCCUUGCAAUGACUCUUGUGUUGUAGUUUAUAAAUGAAUGUGUACAUUCAUACGCUACUAUGAUGAAAUAGUGCUUUAAAGAAAAGCAUUUGGCCAGAGUUUUUUUAUUUUUCGUUUUACGGGAGCGCCGGUCCUAAAUAUUGCAAAAGUGGAAUAAAAUUAAAAUUCA
Messenger RNA from Mercenaria mercenaria, 2985 nucleotides. RefSeq names its product mannose-6-phosphate isomerase-like. The record is from RefSeq and is a predicted model, not a curated record. Bases 81 to 1364 code for a protein of 427 amino acids. The transcript is spliced from 8 exons. Lineage: Eukaryota; Metazoa; Mollusca; Bivalvia; Venerida; Veneridae. Gene Ontology annotation, cellular component: cytosol. Gene Ontology annotation, biological process: carbohydrate metabolic process; GDP-mannose biosynthetic process. Gene Ontology annotation, molecular function: zinc ion binding; mannose-6-phosphate isomerase activity.